AACGAAAUAAAGAUAAUAGAUAUAAGGCAUACAUAGUAUAUUUAGUUGUGUCACUAGAAGAACAUCAAUAUUUUUGUUUUUCACUUAAGAAUAAUAUCAGUGGUGUGGUUUUGGUUGAUACAGAAAAUCUGUUUUUAUAAAUAUAAAGAAAAAUGUCCCAGGAAUUAAAAGAAUUAUUUAACCUUUUAUUUGCUGAAAAUGCAGCAGAAAACGCAGAAAACUUUGUUGAAAUAUUGGAUUAUAUAAAAAAAUUAGGAUCACAGAACUGGGACCAUAUAAAAAAAGAGCCUGACAGACUUGGCGAAGAAAUGAAACAAUUGACAGAACAAACGCAGGAGUUGGCUUUUACAAAUUACAAGACUUUUGUAGAAACUGCUGAAAUCUCUAGAACCAUUAUGAAAGACUUGGGAAAGUCAAAACAGUCAUUAGAUGUGUUUCUGGAGACAACGCCUAUAUUUAUUCAGGAAUGUGAAAAAUUUUCACACUUUGCUGGGAACAUUGUUAAAGAAAAAAGUCGCUACAGUUCAAUACGCAGCCAAGUUGACAAAAUGUUGGAACUUCUGGAACUACCUUCUCUGAUGCGAGAGGCUCUCAAUGCUGAAGACUAUGAAAGUGCAUUAGAUAUAUUCACAUUCAUAAGAAAUCUAUCAAAGAGAUACUCAGAAAUACCAAUUGUACAGACUACAACAUCUGAGAUAAUGACACUGUGGUUUGAGACAUUAUAUCAUCUUUUCAAUCAGUUGCGCUAUGAUUUACCUUUGCCACAAUGUUUACAGAUUCUAGGAUACUUACGCCGAGCAAACACUGUAUAUAAAUCAACGGAUGAAGAGCAAGAAGGGCUCCAAUACAAGUCCAGCACAGCGACGUCUGACGGGCUGCAUCUACAUUUCUUGAAAGCCCGGAAUGCUUGGUUUGAAAAUGCUUUGGAGGAUGCUAGGAACAAUGAAUCAUCAGAAAAAUUACUAAGGAAAAUAGUAGAACUACACAGGAUACAUUUAUUCAAUGUGCUGACGCAGCACAAAUCUAUAUUUUUGUCUGAUACACAAGAUUCCAAAGUGAAACAUGAUGAAUUAAGCGGUACAAGCGCCUUGUCUUGCUGGUUGAAACAAAAGGUUGAAGUAUUAGCUCAAACCUUAAAUCAAGAUUUGCUAAAGGAGGAUGAAUCAAGCUUUGAAUCCCUGCUGAAUCAGUGCAUGUUUCUUUGUCUAUCAUUCGGUCGCGUCGGCGCCGAUAUGAGGUGCGUCCUUACACCUCUGUUCCGGAAUAAUAUCUUGGUGCAACUGACCAGUGGCUUAGAGAGAGCUGUUAACCAAUUAGACAAGCAAAUGCGCUCGUAUAAAGUGCCCAGUAUAAAGAAUGUGCCAAGGCCUGUGAACGAAAAUAUGGCUUCUGGUCCGCCGGAGAAUCUACUUGAUUAUUACCCUUUGGCGGAAUUCUGUAAUGGUCUACUGACCGUGCUGAACACCCUUAGGGUCACAGCUCCUUUAAAUAUAGUCAAAGAAGUGUACAACGGCUUUAGAAAAGCAUUAGAGAAAGCUGUUCAGAUUCUGGUAGCAUUCUAUCACAAAGAACAACAGAGUUUCACAGAUAUUGAGCGACAAAACUUCGUCUUGUUUUGUGUAUGUUUCAGUGAAGAUUUAGUCCCUUACAUUGUGAAGUGCCUCUCGCAAUCAUUCCCCUCAUCCCAGAUAGCAGAGCUGUUGGGAGUAACUUUGACUGUAUUACAAGAAAGUAAGAUUUUUCAUAUUGACCAAUUGGCGAUCUGUGAGCCAUUGGGAAGUAUUACUGGUGUGGCAAUAAACUAGGACGUAAUUUUUAAGUCGGAAAGUAUUGUUAUAAACGAGUAUAAAUAAAUAUUUAAUUGAAACAUA
Molecule: messenger RNA, 1871 nt
Organism: Amyelois transitella
Lineage: Eukaryota; Metazoa; Arthropoda; Insecta; Lepidoptera; Pyralidae
Gene: Cog8
Product: conserved oligomeric Golgi complex subunit 8
Exons: 7
Coding region: 153-1805 (550 amino acids)
Biological process (GO): intra-Golgi vesicle-mediated transport
Cellular component (GO): COG complex
Source: RefSeq, a predicted model, not a curated record